AUGAUAAAUAUACCUACAGCUGAUGCAAUUAUUAAUAUUGACAAAGCAUUUAUGCUUCAAUGCAUCGGCCAAUAUUCGGCGAAACUUAAAGAAGAAAUUGUUCACUCGGUGAUACCUCUUGAAGGCCUGUGCCUUGCGUCGUCUUCAACGGAUGUGUGUCAGUUCACUACAUUUAACGCAAGAAUCAACACAUUGGAAUUUGCGACUAUAUUACCAUCUCGUGACACCGUCAUUACUUUACCUCGAUAUGACAGUCAUCAAGUUUCCUAUUUAAUUCAAGAAGAUGUUAAGCGAAUUUUUAGAAUUCCUCGUACCGACACAGCAAUGUUAAAAAUGUACUCCAUUAUUCAUUACAUCAAUAAUCAAUUCCAUUGGACGAAUGAUAUCGAAAAUUCUGUACUUGAUUCAACCAAGAUUCCUCUUGCUAGCAAUCAAUCGAGCAUUCCACGCAUAUUACCAACUGCAUUUGCUCGCAUACUUACACAAAUGAGAAAUAAUAAAAUCGGAUUUGAUUACCUAACAAGCAAUCAACUAGCUUCGUUUUUGACUGCAGCCAUGUCUGCUAUCGACAAAUCUUAUCAAAUGGAAGAUCUCUCUGAAGCCCUUAACACUAUUUUACAACUUAUCGUAGGUCAAUUUAUGUAUAUUCAACGUUCAUGCUCAAUUAAUGAACAACCUAUGGGAACUAAUCAGCCAUGUCUUAUCGUUUCUACAUUAUUCUUGCGUUCGUCAAUUGCAAGUGACAAUGUCUUUUCAGUUUAUCGAUUGAAGCCAUUACCCGCAAUUGUUGAUGAUGAACAAUUCAUGUAUUCAAAUCUGCCUGCGAUAAUUGGCAUUAAUAAAGACAAUGAAACCGUGAUAUUUUGGAAUACUGUACCGAAGAAAAAUGAAUGUUUAUUUUCUAUUUUUGUUCAUUGCAAAACAAAUCCACCCAUCAUUAUAUCAUCACGUGUAUGCAUAUCAUGUAUCACGUGUACGAUCAAUUAUUUACAAUUCGACAAGAUACAAAUGAGAUAUUCAAAAUCUGGUGAUUACCAGUAUACAAAUUCUCGUCUACAAAUUAUAGGCCUUAAACCUCCGACAGUUUAUGAAAAACUAUCUGUGUAUGGCUAUAAAACUAAUCUGAUAUCAUAUGAAAAACUUGCUGAAAGAACAGUCGUGUGGUAUGUACUUCCCAUAGAUUUAACAUUAGUUAUUCCAUCUUACGAGGGAACCACCCGAGGUGCUAAAAAGCUUUUCGACUGGGGGUUUCAUGGUUCGAUAGGGCAUAGCUAG
Molecule: messenger RNA, 1275 nt
Organism: Didymodactylos carnosus
Lineage: Eukaryota; Metazoa; Rotifera; Eurotatoria; Philodinida; Philodinidae
Source: the annotation of a GenBank genome assembly